GCACCCCAUUGGCUUGCCCGAUUCCGUCCCAAAUCCUCUCUCCCCCACGCUCAACACCCAAUCCUCCCACCUCCAUUAAUGGCGGCCUCUCCCUUCUCCUUCUCUCCGUCCCGCUCCUUUCCUCCUCUCCGCUCCUUCGUCCCCGCCAUGGCUCGCUCCUUCUCCUCCUCGUCGCCCAAACACAAUGGAGACGAUCCCCAGGAACCCUCUCUCUCGAACCUCGAGAUCGUGGGCGCGCGCCGCGCCCUCCUCUCCAGCUUCGCGAGCUUGAAGAAGCCCUACAAACCCUUCCCCCUCAUAGCGUGGAAUCGCCAUGUGGAGACGAUCUUCGCCGCGUUCUUCCGCUCCGCCCCCGACGUCGCCCUCCGCCGCGAGUGCCUCAGGACGAGCGACGACGGCGCCGUCGCCCUCGAUUGGGUCUCCGGCGACGAUCGCCGGCUCCCCUUCGAUUCCCCCGUGCUCAUUCUCCUGCCUGGUCUAACAGGAGGGAGUGAUGAUACAUAUGUGAGGCAUAUGCUUGUACGAGCUAGAAAUAAAGGAUGGCGCGUCGUGGUAUUCAACAGCCGCGGUUGUGCCGAUAGUCCUGUGACAACCCCACAGUUCUAUUCAGCUUCUUUCACGAAAGAUCUUUCACAAAUUGUUGAUCAUGUAGCAAAGCGUUAUCCAAAAUCAAAUAUAUAUGCUGUUGGCUGGUCCCUUGGAGCAAAUAUUCUUGUUCGCUACCUUGGUCAGGAAUCUCAUAGCUGUCCUCUUUCUGGAGCAGUGUCCUUAUGUAACCCCUUCAAUUUGGUAAUUGCAGAUGAAGACUUCCAUAAAGGCUUCAAUAAUAUAUAUGAUAGAGCUCUUGCUAGAGCUCUGCGAAAUAUAUUUAAAAAACAUGCACUUCUGUUUGAAGGUCUUGAAGGUGAAUACAAUAUACCGAUGGCAGCGAGUGCCAAAUCUGUCAGAGAUUUUGACGAAGGGUUAACACGUGUUUCAUUUGGUUUUAGGUCGGUGGAUGAGUAUUACUCAAACUCAAGCAGUUCAAGUUCCAUCGAGCAUGUUAGAACACCUUUAUUGUGCAUACAGGCUGCUACUGAUCCAAUUGCACCAUCAAGGGGAAUUCCUCGUGAAGAAAUCAAGGAGAAUCCAAACUGUCUCCUUAUAGUUACUCCACAAGGUGGGCAUCUUGGGUGGGUAGCAGGUGAUGAAGCUCCAUUUGGCGCUCCUUGGACUGACCCUGUGGUAAUGGAAUUUCUGGAGUAUCUGCACAAAGAAAGAGCCACAAGCACCCAAAACAGCUACUGGGAUGAGCUAAAUGGUGCUAGAAAAUCAUCGAGUUCUGUCACUGUUCAUAUACGAAGUUAAGAUUUCCAUGAAACUAUUGCAAGUCUUGCCAUUGCAUCGACUUUUGUUGUGUGAUAACACACUGUUUUCUCGCCAAGAGGAUUUACCUCCAGAGGUUCUUGACAAGGGUGUCCAAAGAAGAGGUCGGAAAAUAGAAUUUCUUGUGUUGUUCAAGUGCCUCUGGCUAUGCUAAAGUAAAAGAUCGUCAGACAUUCAAUUUGAUUCAAGUUGGAUCUAUUCGUAUUUGGCAGAUAUCAGCUUCUCUUUGACUUUGUUCAAAUUCUGGAAAAUCUUGUCAACUUCAGAAAAUGAAGCUCCUCAGUGCUUUUUAACAGUUUCAAAUUAAGAUACUCACAUCUACCGAUGAGCAAUUGAUUCAGGGGUUCUGGUCGUUCACUCUUUUUUAUAUUAGGUUUGGGCGAGCGACUACUUCGGUUCUUGCUCAUGCUUAAGCCUGGUAUGGAAAUGUAUUUUCUCAUAUGCACUUAUGUUAUUGCUAUGGUCUAUGGAUGAUCUUGAAAAAAUACCUUAUGCUCUUCUUAUGCGAAGCAUCCAAUUUUGUGCCAUUUUUUCGACUUUGCCCCAGAAGUUUCUACCCUUUGCAUUGUGCUUGUAGAAGUUGGCAUCCCAGAAGGGUGGGAGGGUGCAAUUUCAGUGACUAGUAGUGCAAAAGUAUGGAUUGAAAUAAAACUUGUAGUGCAAUUUACUAGUUUGAAA
Messenger RNA from Ananas comosus (pineapple), 2043 nucleotides. Its product is annotated as embryogenesis-associated protein EMB8. Bases 79 to 1347 code for a protein of 422 amino acids. Lineage: Eukaryota; Viridiplantae; Streptophyta; Magnoliopsida; Poales; Bromeliaceae. The record is from RefSeq and is a predicted model, not a curated record. The transcript has 10 exons. Gene Ontology annotation, molecular function: monoacylglycerol lipase activity; short-chain carboxylesterase activity.